AUGUGAGAUGGUCAUGUGCGUCGAACACAACAACAACAAAGCGGUUCAGCCAAUCGGAUCUCUCCGCUCGCUGUCAGCCGAGCUUCAGCUCAGCUCCGCUGCUGCAGUCGGUGUUACCGGAGCGGUGAACGCGUGAGAUCCAUCCGUGGGGGGGAACAUGCCAGAGGUGCCGCGCGGAGCUCCACAGAUGUCCCGAAAAAGAGGCGCUGAGCCCGGACCACUACCCGAGCACGUCGCGGAGAGGAAGAAGGCUUGCUGGGGCAUUCUGACCAGCCAAGGGUCCUGGGCAGAUCGCUCCCCUCUCCAUGAAGCAGCUUCCCAGGGUCGCCUGCUUGCCCUACGCACUCUGCUGGCCCAGGGAUAUCACACUAAUAUUGUCACCAUUGAUCAUGUGACCCCUCUCCAUGAAGCCUGCCUGUCAGGACAUGUAGCCUGUGUCAGAGCAUUAAUAAAUGCUGGAGCUAAUGUGAAUGCUGCUACCAUCGAUGGUGUCACUCCUCUGUACAACUGUUGCACCUCUGGGAGUGUCGGCUGUAUGGAACUGCUGCUGCAGAAUGGAGCGCACACACACACGGCAUGCACACACUUCCCCUCAGCCCUGCACGAAGCCUGCAAGAGAGGUCAUAGCCAGUGCGUUGAGUCCCUGCUGUCUCAUGGAGUGGAUCCAGACCAUGAAAUCUCCCACUUGGGCUCUCCUCUCUACAUGAGCUGUCUACACCAACACACAGCGUGCUCAAAGAUUCUGCUUCACAGAGGAGCCCGUGUUAAUUUCGGCAGAGGGGCAGACAGUCCUCUGCAUGCAGCUGUCAGACAGGACAAUGCUGAUCAGGUGUCAGUGUUACUUGACUAUGGAGCCGAUGUCAACAGCAGGGACAGUAACAAUCAGCGACCUGUGGAGCUAGCGCCUCCUGGUGGAAAAACACAGCAGCUGCUGCUGACAUUUGAAGUUUCUCCGAGGAGUCUGUGCCAGUUGUGUCGUCUCCAGAUCAGGAACCUGCUCGGUCCGUCCAGGCUGAAGCUGCUCCCCGUCCUUCCUCUGCCCUCCCUGCUCACUCACUAUCUGGAGUACACGUAGGCUGAUGGGCACACAUGCAGCAUGGCAGUGAAAAGAACUACCCAUUCAGAUGCCAUUUCUUUAACAUUUCACAUUUGGAUGUGCCAAGCCCGUUAUUAACCACAUUUCUUGCUAACACAUCACUGUGGUUUAGACUGUAGGGUUGGGUUUGUCUACUACAACACUGUUACAUCAACGAUUUACUCUGCUGCACACUGGACUCUGCUGUUGGCAUAACCAUAUCUGUUUAUUCAACAGCAUCAAAGUGAGACACUACAUGCAGAAAGUUUUUCCUGCACCCGUCAAGUUUAAGAAGUUUUCUUUCUUCAGACUAGUGGAGACAAAAAGCCCCAAAUACACAUUUUACUACAUUUUGUUUGCUUGUGUCUGGGGGUUUCACCAACAGUUAACAUCACAUGAUGACUCAUUUGUGUAUUUAAACAGAAAGUUUCAGAAAACUGGGAAAGUUUUAUGAUGAUAUAAGUUUUUUUUAAAGUGUUUUCACCUGUAGCGUCUCCCCUUUAUUUUUCCCUGUCAGAUGACUGUCUGACUGAAACACAGAGUGUCAUUUUGUGAAUACUGGAAUUUAUUAUUUGGGCCUUUACGUGUCUGUAUUUAUAUGUGAAUACUAAUAAACAAUCUAUGACAUGA
Molecule: messenger RNA, 1705 nt
Organism: Larimichthys crocea (large yellow croaker)
Lineage: Eukaryota; Metazoa; Chordata; Actinopteri; Sciaenidae
Gene: asb5b
Product: ankyrin repeat and SOCS box containing 5b
Exons: 7
Coding region: 158-1075 (305 amino acids)
Biological process (GO): intracellular signal transduction; protein ubiquitination; positive regulation of protein catabolic process
Molecular function (GO): protein binding
Source: RefSeq, a predicted model, not a curated record